Opisthorchis viverrini is the source of this 231-nucleotide messenger RNA. RefSeq lists its product as hypothetical. The transcript has 2 exons. Bases 1 to 231 code for a protein of 76 amino acids. The record is from RefSeq and is a predicted model, not a curated record. NCBI's taxonomy places the organism in Eukaryota, Metazoa, Platyhelminthes, Trematoda, Opisthorchiida, Opisthorchiidae.
AUGAAUAGUCACACGUCAAAAUCGGAAGAACACGUUUCCGAGAGAGCUGUGGUUGACGAGAACAACUGGUCAGUUGAGUGCGGAGCAUUUGGUGAAUCUGGCACUGGAGUUAGCUGGGACGACGCUGACCAUGUUUUAGUGUCGAUUUUACAAGAGAACAGAGAAGAUUCAACAGUGAACAAAGUAAACCAACUCACCGAACAGCCUGCAGCCGUCAAGACGGAUUCGUAG